Messenger RNA from Episyrphus balteatus (marmalade hoverfly), 1316 nucleotides. RefSeq lists its product as uncharacterized. Gene Ontology annotation, biological process: S-methylmethionine cycle. Gene Ontology annotation, molecular function: S-adenosylmethionine-homocysteine S-methyltransferase activity. The coding region runs from base 282 to 1253 and encodes 323 amino acids. NCBI's taxonomy places the organism in Eukaryota, Metazoa, Arthropoda, Insecta, Diptera, Syrphidae. The record is from RefSeq and is a predicted model, not a curated record. The transcript has 6 exons.
UUCCACGUCUUCACAUCACUCUUCCAACCUUAAAAAAAAAGCUUUCCUACAGAUGACACUUGCACUGCUGCUUUCAUUAAGUUUUCAACAUUUGUUUUGAUUGUCUCGUUCUUGUCGUUGGGAUUAUUUUCUUUCUUUUUUUUUUUGUUACUACAUUCCAACUGCAGUGAAGAAGUUAUUUUCGUUUGUUGCAUUUUCUUCUUGAAAUAUUUUUUUGGAAAUCAUUUACUUUCAAACUUCGUAGCGGUGUGGUUUAGCCCUAUCUCAGUUCUAUUCCAAAAAUGAAUCAAAAAGAAGGUAUCCUUGUUAAAUGUGGAGGAUUUUCAACUCAACUAUCGAAGCACGUAAAUGAAGCUAUCGAUGGUGACCCGCUUUGGAGUGCACGUUACGAUGUAACACAUCCCGAUGCAGUAAUUCGAACCCAUUUGGAUUUCCUUGAAAAUGGCGCUGAUAUUAUCUUGUCGAAUACUUAUCAAGCUAGUGUGGAAGGAUUCAUGAAGCAUUUGAAUUUAACUCGUGAGGAAAGUAUCGAUGUGAUGAAAAAUAGUGUCAGAUUGGCCAAAAGGGCUCGGGAGAUAUUUUUGGAGACAAACUCUCCAAAAGAAACUGGUUUACCUCUUGUGAUGGCAUCUAUUGGACCUUAUGGUGCACAUUUAUGUGACAAAUCGGAAUACCGGGGAAGCUAUGACGAAAGUGUAACAAAUGAUGUGAUGCGUGAUUGGCAUAGAGUUCGAAUUGAAGCUUGUUUAUCUGAGGGCGUUGACGGACUAUCAAUUGAAACAAUCCCAUGUCAAAAAGAAGCCGAAACAGUAGUUGAUCUUUUAUGUGAUGAAUUCCCAAAUACGAAAUUCUGGGUUUCUUUUCAAUGUAAAGAUCAGGAACAUCUUGCCCAUGGCCAGAAGUUUAAAGAUGCAUUUUUGUCCAUUCAACAAAGGCUUGAAGAAAAAUCAGCCACAAAUAAUUGUAUGGCAAUUGGAGUUAAUUGCGUCGAUCCAAAGAUUGUAGCAUCACUAUUCAAAUCCGUUCAAGAUAAAAACAUUCCAUUCAUUGUUUAUAGCAAUCGUGGUGAAGAAUUUGACGAACAAAACGGCUGGACAGGUGCCGAAAAGUGUGUUCCUUUAGCAACAUUUGUCCCAGAAUGGUCUCAAUUGGGAGCGAAAAUCAUUGGAGGUUGCUGCCGUGUGUAUCCUAGCGAUAUUUUAAGUAUAAGAAAAUGUAUUGAUGAUCUUUCUAAAACGAUAAUUACUUCAUAAAUAUUAUUUUUUUUAAUACCUAACUUAAUAUUUGUAAGUUUAUGUUUCCUAUGAUUUUAUUUU